AUCUCAUGCAUAGUACCUCACCCUACCUACCCAGUAGGAGGAGGUACGUUACUAUAUGAUUUCGUUUCGUUCAAGAUCAAAAUUGAUAGUACCUUAUGUAACCAUACCUUACAUACAACUUAUUUCGGGGAGCAUACAUGUAAAUCAUGCUAUUAUACUACUUAGUAGUACUUGCACUGUAGCAACCAUUAAUGUGGUCAGUGCUUUCUCUUGCUUGCUAUGGUUGUUCUGUCGUCAUUACGUUGUCAUUACAUUGUCAUCUCAGGCUACCAAAACAGUCAUACCUACAUACCUACUACUUACCUAGUAGUAUGUAGUAAGAUCUCGAAAAUUCCACGGCCGCCCAUUUGCAAUAAUAAUGCAGCAGCAACACCCAAGAAGGUAUCCACCGAUUCUCCCAUCAGGACCCCUCCCCACACCCGAGAGUGCUAUUUCCCGACGGCAGAGACCUGGAGCCUGUGUUCAUUGUAGAAAAAGCAAGACCAAGUGCGAUGGGGUCCGACCCAAAUGUUCGCAUUGUGUAAAACGCGGAGUGGUGACGUGCAUUUACCUCGAUAAAAUCAAGGCCGGCCCCGAAGUGAUGGAGGUGCUUGAGCUUCUGAAAUCGCUGCCCGAGGAACGUGCAAUUGCCCUUCUGGGCGUAUUUCGAGAAGGCGGAGACCUCAUCACGGCCCUAUCUGCCUUCAAAGAAAAUAUCUCAGAAGAAGCCGGGAGUGCCCUGGAGCAGAACCCCGCUACGGCGCGGAGUCCACUGGAGUCGGAGCUGAUGGCCAGUAAUGCAAAGACGUAUCCACCUUUGCCGCCCAUCAAUUCAUCCGUCUUGGCAAACAGCAAUCUUCUCCGCCCCGUGCGGCCUUCCACAGAUGCACAUGCUAGCGGCUCAAUUCCCCCUAUUGGCGCCAGUGCUGGCGCUGCGGGCAGACAGUUCCCGCUUCCGACAGGUUCUACCCACGAGGUCGAGUAUUGCGAUGAACGACUGCACGAUCUUCAAGUAGCUUUUUGGACUGAUGUUAUGAUCACGAAUGACUUUGCCGCACGAAUCAUCUCCUUAUAUAUCACGACAGAUCAUCCGCUUCUGGGCCUCUUCAGCCCGCGACUAUUUAUCACUGACCUCGUCAAUCAACAGAAUAGAUUUUGCUCAAGGUUUCUUUUCCAUGCUUUGAUGUAUUUGGGUUGUCAAAUGUAUAGUGCCAUUGAUGGAAAUGCAAUGCAGCAUGCCGCUCAAUUCUAUGAAGAAACUGAAAUGCUUUGGGUGGAACAGCAGGACUCAUACUUGACCAUGGCUGGUGCAAUAUUACUCAGCCUUUCUCUCAUAGGGAACAGUAGAGAUCAUUCGAUUCUAUUCUAUGCAACACAAGCUAUGGAGAUGGGUAAACGCCUAGGACUCUUGAAAGCCGAGGAAGAAGCAGCGAUUAGCCUUGAUAAGAACAUGUCAGAAGACGAAUCGAAGGCAUACUCCUAUGCGGCGUGGGGGGUGUUCAAUUGGAAUGUACACAUAUCCCUAUUUUACCGGCAGCCAGAAUCCGAGAGCCCAGGCUCACUUCCUACGAUACCCAUUCCGAGGGAAAUAGCUUCUGGUAAGGCGGCAGUUGGUUCAUCUAGAGAAUCUGUAGCGUAUGAGAACCUAUUAGAAGGAAUCUUCCCAGCGGUAUGUCAGUUUUGGCAGAUUAUCCACGGAGCUGAAUGGAUUUAUAAUCCGACUCAUGAUAGUCCGCCCGCCCGCUAUAGGAUGGCUCUUGCUGAGCACGUCUUCCGUGAACUACUCGCUUGGGUAGAUGCCCUUCCAUCUUCGCUACUUCGGACAGCGGGCGGCUCUCAGCAAGUGACUGUGCUCCACAUAUGGCUUCAUGCUGCCAUUCUCGACAUAUUCCGACCUUUCAUCGGACACCCGGAAGGCCAGAGGCCACGGCUGACGACAUUCUCGGCCGCUGAUAGUUCUCCGGAUAUGGUAUAUACAGCUUCGGUGAAUCAGCUUAAGCACCUCAUCGUCCAAUAUCGCAGCGAAUCGAUAUCAUCAACGUACUCGAUACUUUGGCAUACUGGGCUCCUUUAUCUCGCUAAUGCUAUGCUGAAAAACACGACUGAUCCAGAAUGGCAUCUUUAUCUACUUCUCUGCAUAUAUGGCUACGAGAGCCUUAGCCGUCCGUACAGAAUCUCGGAGACGAUUGUUCAGGGCAUUCUGUCGAUGACAAUGCGAGAAAGCCACAUGACUGGGACGGAGGCCAACCGAAUAAUCAACGAAAUCCGGCAAGGAAGGCUAGAGAACGUUAAGAAUGAUAUCGAGCACGAGAUCCGCGCCAAGUUCAUGGGUGACAUGGAGUUGGCACUUGAGGACCCAGAAGCGGCUAGAGUGGAGAAUCUUGCGGCUCAGUUUGACUACUUGGCGUUAUUCCAAGAUUUUCUUAACCAAGAGCAGAUGGAUAUACCUCGGGAUUCUUGAUCUACAUCUUCGUUGCAUACAAGGUACUUAUAUAUAAGUCAAGCGCUAGGAGUAUAUGUGUGUGUGAAGGUAUAAGAAGGUAUAAAAGUAUCUAGUUAUCGGCUUGAAGUUGUUUCGUGUAUAGAUAGGGGGAUGCUAGGUAGAGAAGUAAACCUGCUAGCUGGUAUAGUGAAGGUUUUAGGAUUUUAAGAGAAAAGUUGAUAUGCAGAUUAUACGAAACCGCAUACUUGUACUUUAACUACCUAUUUCAUGGUAUCUGCACAAUAUCUUCGUUAGGUUGUGAAGAGUCUGAAGGCACAUGGCAGCAGUUACAUAGGUAUCUACCACCUAUCGUACUA
Molecule: messenger RNA, 2778 nt
Organism: Hypoxylon fragiforme
Lineage: Eukaryota; Fungi; Ascomycota; Sordariomycetes; Xylariales; Hypoxylaceae
Exons: 6
Coding region: 359-2440 (693 amino acids)
Biological process (GO): regulation of DNA-templated transcription
Molecular function (GO): DNA-binding transcription factor activity, RNA polymerase II-specific; zinc ion binding
Source: RefSeq, a predicted model, not a curated record